Telopea speciosissima is the source of this 1467-nucleotide messenger RNA. Its product is annotated as GATA transcription factor 24-like. The record is from RefSeq and is a predicted model, not a curated record. NCBI's taxonomy places the organism in Eukaryota, Viridiplantae, Streptophyta, Magnoliopsida, Proteales, Proteaceae. The transcript is spliced from 7 exons. Gene Ontology annotation, molecular function: sequence-specific DNA binding; zinc ion binding; protein binding. Gene Ontology annotation, biological process: regulation of DNA-templated transcription. Bases 294 to 1253 code for a protein of 319 amino acids.
AGUAGUGACUCUCAGUAAGGGGGGGAGGGCAUAUCCCGUAAAUUUCAUCUUCGUGCAGGGUUAUUUACCUUCCCCCAUCGUCCUCUCCUGAGCUGUCUCUACUUUCGGUUUGGAAACAGAUCGGAACGACCAAUCGCAGUCAAUAUAGGGUUUCUUUCCUUUCAUUAACAUCACAGUCCGCACUCGUCACUGUGCAAGGCGAUGAUUUCACAAUUUACUUAAUUUUGGUGCAAGGAGAAAAGCUAGGGUUUCAGGUGUCUUAUCUUCUCGAUCUGCCGCUGUAAUGCUGCAGGAUGACUGAGACGAAUGAACAGUUAUCAUUAUACGACCAUGAGAACCACAUGCAGUCCAUGAACCCUGCGAGCCAGAUCGAGGAAGAAGACGAAGGGGCAGCUGGAGAGUCCAUCGACAAUCCUCACGUACGAUACGAAGCUCACACGCUUGAAAACGGUGGCGUUGGGCGCAGCGUUGAGGUCAUGGAUGGCGUUGAAGAGGUCCCGCCCGAUUCUAACUUUCUCGGUGGCGCCAAUUUCGUGUUACCUUCACGUGGAGAGGGUAUGGAUCAGCUGACUCUCUCCUUCCAAGGCGAAGUCUAUGUGUUCGAUGCCGUAUCCCCGGAGAAGGUACAGGCGGUUCUGCUAUUGCUGGGAGGGUAUGAAAUGCCUUCUGGCGUGUCUGGCGUUGCAUCCCCCCCGAAUCAGAGGAGUUUAGUUGAGUACCCUCGACGCUCGAGUCUUCCUCAGAGAGAGGCUUCUCUUCAUAGGUUCCGUGAAAAAAGAAAAGAGCGCAACUUUGACAAGAAAAUUCGAUAUACCGUUCGAAAAGAAGUUGCUCUCAGGAUGCAACGUAAAAAGGGUCAAUUCACAUCGUCAAAGGCGACUUUAGAUGAAACAGCAUCAGGUUCUUCAAAUUGGAAUGGUUCAGGACAAGAUGAUUCACAGCAAGAAACUUUAUGCACACACUGUGGCAUUAGUUCAAAGUCCACUCCAAUGAUGCGUCGUGGGCCAGCUGGACCUAGGACUCUGUGCAAUGCAUGUGGGCUUAUGUGGGCAAACAAGGGGACUCUAAGAGAUCUUUCUAGGACGCCAGUACUUGUGCAAGCAUCAUCUGUGGGAACUCAGAAUACUUUGGCAAACCGGGUUGAGCAGGGUGAAGUUAAUGGGUCUGAUUUGGGAACCAGGAUUGAGGGACCACCUGCAGAUGUUGCUGCUAAUUCCAAUGGAGGUAACUCUGUUGUAACAGCUGAACAGUGAGUUAUUUUUAGUCUUGCUCCCCCUCAAAGAAGUCCUACCUAGGUUUGUACUGACUCCAAAAAGCGACGGGGAGUUUUUAAAUUAGUUUCCAUUGGUUGCUGUUACAAAUUUGUACAGGACAUGCACUGCCAUUAUCAAUACACAUUGUUUCACCUCUUUCGACGAUUUAUUACUGUUAUAAUUUUGAGGCCUAAUUCAGUUUUUCACUAGCUUA